AUGGACGGCGAGAAUUUAUCUGUCUUUUUUGAGGAUACUGAGUUUGGUACUGAAGCCAACCUAGGCGGGGGCUGCACGGCAUCUCCAGACGAUAUUUUCAGUAUUCUUGAAGCUUUAGACGGGGUUUCAGACUUUAAUCCAGUAAAUGAAGUGGGAAUGUUGGUUUCUCAAAAAUCUAAUUCUUCAAGUGUUUUUCAAGAAUCUGAAACUGAAUUUGAGGUUUCACCAAAAUGCAAGAAACAGAAGGUCAUUGCAACAGUUUCGAUGGAAGUGGACAUUGAUGGACAACAAAGAGUUUCUCAUAUAACAGUGGAGAGGAACAGAAGGAAGCAGAUGAAUUAG
This is a messenger RNA of Fraxinus pennsylvanica, 342 nucleotides long. The record is from the annotation of a GenBank genome assembly. NCBI's taxonomy places the organism in Eukaryota, Viridiplantae, Streptophyta, Magnoliopsida, Lamiales, Oleaceae.